AUGGAAUUUAUUUUCGUACAAUAUAAUUUACGAAAUAAUAUUUACAUUGAGUUCUUAAUGUCAAUUUUUGGUGACCGUGGCAAAAAUGUUCCUGAAAUACACCACUUCCUUAUUUACACGACGACGACCCUACUUGAUGGAACUGGUAGUAGAUGCGUUGGCUCAACGUUUUCGAACAAAUGUGUUUGUAUUGCAAAAUUGCGUACUGCAUCUGAAGUCUCCAAUAAAAAACCCCGUAGUCGUUUGCUUGUCGCACUAGGAGGUCUCCAAAUCACAAUUCAUUGGGACACGGUUCACGAAAUUGCUGUUUUGUUUUGUGAUCCACCGCAUCCAACGUCCACACAACAAACAUACAAAGAGACAUUGAAUGGUUGGAUUCCCAAUUGUGCUCGCCACCGCUUCGGAGAUCAGCAUUCCAUCUCAAUUCAUUAA
Molecule: messenger RNA, 432 nt
Organism: Echinococcus granulosus
Lineage: Eukaryota; Metazoa; Platyhelminthes; Cestoda; Cyclophyllidea; Taeniidae
Exons: 3
Coding region: 1-432 (143 amino acids)
Source: RefSeq, a predicted model, not a curated record